This is a messenger RNA of Eruca vesicaria subsp. sativa (arugula), 1119 nucleotides long. Lineage: Eukaryota; Viridiplantae; Streptophyta; Magnoliopsida; Brassicales; Brassicaceae. The record is from the annotation of a GenBank genome assembly.
CACACACACACACACACACACACCACAUAUUAGUAAGAAGAAGACAGAGUAACAAAAGUUUAUAAUCAUCAUCGAUCACAAUGUCUCCUUCUUCCGACGAUAAUAGAGUAACGAGACAGGUAAUCAAGAAUUUUUUUGUAAAGCUACAGGAAGAAGGAGAAGGUGCUCUCGUUAGAAACGCCAUCACAGAGAUGGAUCAGAAGUUACUGGACCCGUUCGUGUUAUUAGUUGAAUUUUCUUUUUCGCUUUCAGUUGGAUACCCAGAUCAUCCUCACAGAGGUUUUGAAAGUGUUACUUACGUGCUACAGGGAGGUAUCAUUCACAAAGAUAUUAAAGGUCAUACAAGUACAAUCAAAGCCGGGGAUGUUCAGUGGAUGACAGCAGGAAGAGGAAUCAUUCAUUCCGAAUAUCCGGAACAAGAAGUCAACAAUGGCUUACAGCUUUGGAUCAACCUUCCUUCUAUUCACAGAAUGAUUGAACCAAAAAACAUAGAACUGUCUGGUUCAGAGAUUCCAAGAGCUGAGGAAGAUGGAGUUGAAGUCAAAGUCAUAGCAGGAGAUUCAAUGGGAAUCAAAUCUCCUUUCCACACAGCAACACCAAUGAUGUACCUUGACUUCACCCUCAAGCCAGGUUCUCAAACCCAUCAGACCGUUCCAGAGUCUUGGACAGCUUUCGCCUACAUUUUAGAAGGAGAUGAAGGCGUGUUCAGCUCCUUGGACUCUUCUUCUAUUUCUGCGCACCAUGUUGUUGUGUUUGGACCGGGGGAGUUAGUUAGCGUGUGGAACAAGUCAAGUUCUAGGUCAUUGAGGUUUUUGUUGAUUGCAGGGGAGCCGAUUGGUGAGCCUCUGAUUCAAAGUGGUCCGUUUGUGAUGAGUUCUCAAGCCGAGAUUGAUACGGCUUAUGAAGACUAUCAGAAUGCUAAGAAUGGAUUUGAGAUAGCUAAGAGUAGCUAGAGGUCACAGUCCAAAGAGUUUGUAAACAAAAACCAUAUGAUUUAUUUGGGUUUUGUUUUCUUCAUUUCACUUUCAAGAUGAGAUCAAUGUAGCUUAAAUCAUCACUUAAUGAAAGUUGAUAAGACUUGAGAUUCUGUUACAACUAAGUCUAAAAAGUCGAAUCUCU